CCAAAUCCUCGUGCGCUUAUCUCCAUUUGUCUCUUACUCAGUUACUCUCUCUCUCUCUCUCACACACACACACACUAUUCAAAUAAUUUUUUAUGUUCCCCCCAUAUAUUAAGCGUGCGGGUAUUUGUAUUUUCCUUCGUUUGAUAUCGAACAUAUUUGAAGAUAUUGAUAUUCAAUAAAAAAAAGGAAGAAUAUGAUUCGUAAAAUAAAUUUGCUUAAUUGGUGAGAGAAAGUGGGGUUUUUUAACUGGAAGGGAUGAUGAAUUUUCACAUCUUUUUUGCUAUUUUCCUAUUAAAGGUGUAGCUGAAUAAUCUGAUGUAUUAAGUGACAUUUAUUAUUCCAGUAGAUAUAGUGUAGAGUUUACCAAAUAGCAAGUAUAUAUAAUUCGUAAAACAAAAAAGAAAAUGAUAAAGAUAAAUAAAGAAAGAAAGUAAGUAUAUAUACAUACAAGAUCCGCAUAUGCAUUUUCGCAGCAAGCUAUAUUAAUGCUGUCGGUUGUGGUCAUUAGUAACUCAAACGACUUUGCAGCAAAUAAAAUUUGAAUCUUGGUUGUCUCCUUUAAAUCUCCUCUCAAGGUCAGCAGCUAGUUACAGAGAGAGAGAGAGAGAGAGAGGAGAGAGAGAGGGCAUACAAAUUGGAUCUUGGACAACUAUAUUUCGUUUUCCGUUCAUAAUUUUCGGCCACAUAUUGAUGGUAAUACUUCACUGGAUCUGGGUUUUCUUGGUUUUUCCAAAAGGGGAAAAUUUAGUGAAGAGAAUUGCUUGUGACCCACUAAUUGAGUAGCAUUUUGUGUUUGGAGAAUUUUGGCAGUUUGAAGCAUAGAAAGGAGUAGUAAAAAUUGGGGAGGGUAGAGUGAUUGAUUGUGUAUCUAUGAAGGAAAGGGAAAUUGUGAUAAAUAUUGAGAAUUGUGAGGAAAAUAUGAAGCAAGAAGAUGUUUUAGAUGGGAAUGAGUGUUCCUUUAAGGUGGCUAUGCCUAUGAGUGUGGAUAGUGAAAAACCAGUAAGAAAUGGUAAGGAUGGGAAGAGUAGGAAGGAGAGAAGGUCUACUAUGAGUGCUAAGAAGCCUCCCCGGCCUCCUCGAGGUUUGUCGUUGGAUGCUGCUGAUCAGAAGCUCAUCAAGGAGAUCUCCGACCUUCUUAUGAUCAAACGCGCUAGGAUUGAACGCCUCAAGGCCUUGAAGAAGACCAGAGCUGCAGCGAAAGGGAUGUCUUCAUCGCCUUCCUCUGCUGGCAGCUUCAUAGCUAUGCUCUUCACACUUGUGUUUUGCAUCCUCAUCAUUUUUCAGGGUUGCCACCCUUGGGGGAAUUUUACGAGGAACGCCUCAGACGUAGGCAACUCUAUUUCACCAAUGUCGAAUGAGGAAACGAGGAAUUUAUCCGUGCAUAUGUUGUCUUCAAAUCUACUGGUUCCAGCCUCGAAUAAUAUUGGUGAAGGUGGAAGAGCCAUCCGUUGAUACAAUUUUUGGCCGUUGAUCGCGUCCCUUGAGACCACACGCGAUGCAUAAUGCAGUGUGCGCGUGUGCAUAGAGAUGUGUGCAGACGCGCACGCUGCGUUUAUGUGUGGGUAGGCAACAUUGCCUGGGUUGUAUGUUGAGGUUUCUUUGCCUGAUUUCUGGGAUCUCUGCUUCGGGCAUUAAGGGAAUCCAUGUGCUUAGAUCCAGGAAUUAAGCUAUGUACAUUUAUGUAUCUCAUCUUAUAUAUACUUUCAUUUCCAUGAAAAUAAAUACUAGUUAUAAAUAGCAUCUCAUCACCUUUGACUUGCUUUCUUCAUCA
Molecule: messenger RNA, 1771 nt
Organism: Salvia miltiorrhiza (redroot sage)
Lineage: Eukaryota; Viridiplantae; Streptophyta; Magnoliopsida; Lamiales; Lamiaceae
Exons: 5
Coding region: 871-1452 (193 amino acids)
Source: RefSeq, a predicted model, not a curated record